Messenger RNA from Quercus lobata, 1400 nucleotides. Its product is annotated as UDP-glucose iridoid glucosyltransferase-like. Bases 1 to 1356 code for a protein of 451 amino acids. Gene Ontology annotation, molecular function: quercetin 3-O-glucosyltransferase activity; quercetin 7-O-glucosyltransferase activity. The record is from RefSeq and is a predicted model, not a curated record. Lineage: Eukaryota; Viridiplantae; Streptophyta; Magnoliopsida; Fagales; Fagaceae. The transcript is spliced from 2 exons.
AUGGAAAAGAAUGGACAGAGAUCUCGCCGGUUGGUUCUGUUGCCAUGUCCAUUCCAAGGUCACAUAAAUCCCAUGCUUCAACUAGGCACCAUCCUUCACUCCAAGGGAUUCUCCAUCACCAUUGCUCACACUGAGUUUAAUUCUCCUAAUCCUUCCAACCACCCUAAUUUCAAGUUCCUUCCAAUACCGGAUGGCUUAUCCGUCCAAGAUAUCUCAUCUGGGGAUAUACUAAGUCUUAUACAGAGGCUAAAUGUAAACUGUAAAUCGCAUUUGCAGGAAUGCAUGUCACAAAGAGUGACGGGAGGACAACAAGACGAUAUCGCUUGCAUCAUCUAUGAUGAACUCAUGUUCUUCGUUGAGACCGUGGCUAAUUUUCUGAAGCUUCCAAGUAUCAUUUUACGAACCACCAGUGCUGCCACUCUUAUAGCUCGCACCACCCUUGCCAAACUCAAGCUAGAAGGUCUUGUUUCCUUAGAAGAUUCUGUAUCACAGGACCUAGUUCCUAACCAUCACCCUCUCAGGUUUAAGGAUCUACCCUUUCCCAUUAGUAGAAAAUUGGAAAGCUUUUCACAGCUAGUGAUUGAUAUGUACAAAAUUAAGACAUCUUCAUCAGCAAUCAUUUGGAAUACCAUGGACUGCCUUGAACUAUCAUCAUUGGCACGUAUCCAACAACAAUACCAAGUUCCAAACCUCCCCAUUGGUCCUCUGCACAAAUUUGGUCCAGGCCCUCCCAAUAGUAGCUUAUUGAAAGAAGACACUAGCUGCAUGGCAUGGCUAGAGAAGCAAACUAAAAACUCAGUUAUAUACGUAAGCUUGGGAAGCAUAGCAGCCAUGGAUGAAAGAGAGCUAGUUGAAAUGGCGUGGGGACUAGCCAAUAGCCAGCAACGUUUCUUGUGGGUGUUUCGGCCAGACUCAAUUCGUGGUUCAAAAAACGAAGUAUUGUCUCAAAUUUUCAAAGAAACUAUUGGAGAGAGAGGUUGCAUUGUGAACUGGGCACCACAGAAGGAAGUUUUGGCUCAUAGUGCAGUGGGAGGGUUUUUGAGCCAUUGUGGUUGGAAUUCCACCCUUGAAAGUAUUUGUGAAGGGAUUCCAAUGAUAUGCAAACCGUGUUUUGGAGACCAGAGAGUGAAUGCAAGGUAUGUGAGCCAUGUAUGGAGGGUAGGCCUGGAAUUGGAGAAUGAGUUGGAGAGAGGUGAGAUUGAGAAAGCAAUAAGAAGACUAAUGGCAGGAAAAGAAGGGGAAGCGAUGAGGGAAAGAGCCAAGAAUUUGAAGGACAAAGUUGAACUUUGCAUUAAUGAAGGUGGUUCUUCCAACAAUUCCUUGAAUAAGUUGGUAGAGAUGAUCAUGUCAUUUUAAUUGUAUAUAUUCCGUCAUAAUAUCAAACCAGGACUCAUUUCUAA